AUGUUGGAGAAGGAGGCUGGGUGGCUAAACCCCUUGUUUAAAAUUGGUCACGAACAGAAAUUAACACAAGAUGACAUGUACCUGGUGCUUCUGGAAGAUCGCUCCCAGCGCCUUGGAGAAGAGCUGCAAGGGUACUGGGAUCAGGAAGUUUUGAGAGCCAAGACAUACAAACGGGAGCCUUCUUUAAUGACAGCAAUCGUAAAGUGUUACUAGAAAUCCUGUCUAGUUUUGGGAAUAUUGACGUUUCUUGAGGAAGUCACCAAAGUAGUUCAACCCAUCUUUUUGGGGAAAAUGGUUAGUUAUGUUGAAAACUAUGAUCCUGCCAAUUCUGCUGCUUUGCAGGAAGCCUACGCCUACGCGGCAGGGCUGAGCGCCUGCGUGCUCGUGUGGGCUGUUCUGCACCACGUGUACUUCUGCCACAUUCAGCGCGUGGGGAUGAGGCUGAGAGUAGCCGUGUGCCGUAUGAUCUACCACAAGUCACUUCUCCUGAGUAGCUCAGCCAUGGGGAAGACCACCACAGGCCAGAUAGUCAACCUGCUGUCCAAUGAUGUGAACAUGUUUGUUCAGGUAACUAUGUUCUUGCACUAUCUGUGGGUGGGGCCACUACAGGCUGUCGCAGUGACUGCCCUGCUCUGGAUGGGAAUAGGAAUGUCGUGUCUCUCCGGGAUGGUGAUUCUCAUUAUUCUUCUGCUUUUGCAAAGCUGCUUUGGGAUGUUGUUUUCAUCACUCCGUAAGACUGCAGCUCUCACAGAUGACAGGAUCGGGACCAUGAAUGAAGUUAUAACUGGCAUCAAAACAGUAAAAAUGUAUGUUUGGGAACAGUCAUUUAUGGACCUUAUUACCAGAUUGAGAAGUAAGGAAACUUCCAAGAUUCUGAAAAGUUCCUACUGUAGGGUCAUGAAUUUGGCAUCAUUUUUCGCUGUCAGCAAAAUUAUGAUUUUUGUCACCUUCAUCACCAAUGAGCUCCUUGACAACCUGAUCACAGCCAGCCGAUUGUUUGUGGUGGUGACGCUGAUCGAGGCUCUGCAGUUCUCAAGCACCCUCUACUUCCCCAUGACCGUUGAGAAGGUGUCAGAGGCCGUCGUCAGCAUCCGAAGAAUCAAGAAUUUUUUAUUACUUGAUGAAAUACCACAGGUCAACACUCAGCUGCCAUCAGAUGGUGAAGUGAUGGUGGACAUGCAAGAUUUCACUGCUUUUUGGGAUGAGGACCCGGCAGUCUUCCUGUCCAAACACCUGCUCAGCGGCUUUAGCCUGACUCCUGGGUUGGCCUGCGUGGUUCCUCAAGGCGCCUGCAGCCCCUUUGCUCCUACUGCUCCUGACUUGGGUCCUUCCUUCUGCAGGGCAGCCCCCGAGAGCCCCACGGUCAGCAGGAGUACAUCCUUGCCCCGUUCUGGUAGCUUCUCCCUGCAGCCAACUUCUGGGGUGGGGUCAGGCCAGGUUGUGAGGAGAAUCAGAAGAGAAGCAGGAAGGUGUGAGCUCGUGGUCAGCACCUUCCUCUGA
Molecule: messenger RNA, 1500 nt
Organism: Dama dama (fallow deer)
Lineage: Eukaryota; Metazoa; Chordata; Mammalia; Artiodactyla; Cervidae
Product: ATP-binding cassette sub-family C member 4-like
Exons: 10
Biological process (GO): monoatomic ion transport; transmembrane transport
Cellular component (GO): plasma membrane
Molecular function (GO): ABC-type transporter activity; ATP binding; chloride channel activity
Source: RefSeq, a predicted model, not a curated record